This is a messenger RNA of Rubroshorea leprosula, 1415 nucleotides long. The record is from the annotation of a GenBank genome assembly. Lineage: Eukaryota; Viridiplantae; Streptophyta; Magnoliopsida; Malvales; Dipterocarpaceae.
CCCAAAACCACCGCAGGUCGCCGGCCUUCACCCUCCUCAGUCCUCCAUCAUCGAAAACAUUCAUAUUCCAUCAAAAGUUCCGAUCUUUCACACAGUUCCAUUGGUUCUUCAGAAGGGAAAAAACAGAGCAGAAAAGGGGAAAAUCAGAAAAUGAAGCUUCAACUACUUUCGGUUGUGGUUUUGGCGUCGCUUUUUUUGUUCCCUUCAGUUUCAGCUAGGUUCUUUCCCAAUAUAACAUCCAUCCCUCCGUGGGUCUCAAACAUCACCGGCGCUUGGGACGGUUUUCAUAAGUUCGCCGGCUGCCAUUCUGGACAAAAAGUCGACGGCUUGUCCAAGCUCAAGAAGUACUUCGGCCGUUUUGGUUACAUCCCCGAUGUAUCGAACUUCACUGAUGAUUAUGAUGACUCGCUUGAAGCUGCCAUCAAAACCUACCAGCAAAACUUCAAUCUCAACGUCACCGGAGAGCUCGACAGCCAGACGCUUCAGCAGCUCAUGCGGCCGAGAUGUGGCAACGCCGAUAUAGUCAACGGGACGUCCACCAUGAAUUCUGGUAAACCGUCUUCGUUUCACACCACGGCCCAUUUCCAUACCACCGCCCAUUACUCUUUCUUCCCCGGGCAACCGAGUUGGCCCGCCAGCAAUCGCGACUUAACUUACGCGUUCUAUGAAAACUUGACUGAUGACGAGAAGAGCGUGUUCCAACGCGCCUUCGACCGAUGGGCUGCUGUGACAACGUUGACGUUCACUCCGGCAAGUUCUUUUGCGACCGCUGAUAUCAAAAUUGGAUUUUUCUCGGGAGACCAUGGUGACGGGGAGUCGUUUGAUGGGGUAUUGGGGACGCUGGCCCACGCGUUUGCUCCGACGGCUGGCCUUUUCCACUUGGACGCGGCCGAGAACUGGGUGGUGUCGGGUGACAUCAGCACCUCGACGGUGUCGACAGCCGUUGAUCUGGAAUCCGUGGCCGUACAUGAGAUCGGACAUUUGUUGGGGUUGGGACAUUCCUCGGUGGCAGGAUCGAUCAUGUACCCGACAAUUUCCGCCGGAACCCGAAGGACCGAAUUGACGAACGAUGAUAUACAGGGGAUCCAGAAAUUGUACGGCAGCAAUCCCAACUACAACGGCACGCCUACGGUGUCUGCUCAGGAGAGUGACACUAGCCAGAACAGCGCCGCUCACAAUGGAGGAGGUUCACGGUGGCCAUUCCUUGUCUUAUUAGCCGCUGGAUUUGGGUUCUUGUAUUUGUAGAUAAUGUAAUUAUAGGUCCAUUCCUUUUUUAUUUGUUUAUUUUGGCCCUUAUAUACUUUCGGGUGAGAUUUAUCUGAUUUUUUCCCAUAUAUAUUUUAGGCGGUGUUGAGCCUUGUGGCCGUUUGAUUUAGUAUACAGUUAUACAGAUACAUGAGAUAGAUUGUUUGAUU